UUCUUAUGAAAUCAAUAUUGCUGAUAGCAUUGAUUGCAGUAGCUUUCACAGCUAGAGUGUAAGAGAGAAAUCUUGCAAAAAUAACAACAGACCUCAAGAAGAGCACAUAUGGAAAUGCCUUACUUCACUUAGUAGAACUCCAUUCAAUGGCUGGUGGACCUGUUUAAGAGUUGAUUGAUGCUAUUGAAGAGCUUAUCAACGAUCUUGAAGAUGAAUUAGAAGAAUUGGAAUUCAAUUUCUAAGUAAGAACAAAUGAACACAAUGCAUUAGUGGUUAGCCUUGAAUAAGAUAUCUAAGACGCUGUAAUAGGUAAUUUUAUUUACAUUAAUUUGUCUAGAUGUUAACAAUACAUAAGACACUUUAGAUAAUUUAUUAUUCCCAAGAAGAGAAUAACUCUAAGUUAGAAUUGAAUAAAUCUAAGAAAACUAAGAAGCCAAUAGAUAGAAUUAUGAUGAAGCAGUUCUAGUAAGAGAAUAAGAACAUGAAGAUUUUGAAUUCUAAGUUGCUGAAUUAAAUGAUGCAACUGCUGCAGUUGAUGAUGCUCUUGCUCUUCUUUAAACACUUACAAAUCCAUCGUUAUUAUAAGUCAAGAGAUUCUAAAAUUCUUUAAAGAAUAUUGAAUCAAAGAUCAAAUCUAGAUCUAAGAUGGCACCAAUGAUUAAAGCUCUUAUUUCAUUAGCUUCAAAUUAAAACUUUUCAGAUUAAGGAAUCAUUGGUUAAAUUGUUGAUGCUCUUAAUGAAUUUAGAAAUGCUAUUGUUGAUUCAAUCAAUGCUUAAACAGCUGCUGAAGCUUAAGCAUAAGAAGAUCAUGAAGAAUAUCUUGAAUAAUUAGAUGCUGAAUUUGCUGAAUUCUAAAGAUAAAUUAAUAGAGUCACUGUUGAUUUAACAGCCACUAAUGGUAUUUAUUGUAUUAUUAUCAUCUUUAGAAAAAAUCGAUUAAAUGACUGAAUUCAGAGAUUAAAGAGAUGCAGACAGAAAAUAAUACACUGCUGAACUUGAAUUAGAAAAUAACACCUAUGCUGAAGAAACCGAUACCUAUACCAACUUAAAGAAUGAAUUCACCAGAGAACUUGGAAUCAGUGAAUAAGCUUUGUCUGUUGUCAACAGUGCUGAUUUCAAAAACAUCUAAGUUUGAUAAGAUUGAAUUAUUCAGGUUUCUUCUUAAUCAUGCACAAAU
Molecule: messenger RNA, 1177 nt
Organism: Paramecium sonneborni
Lineage: Eukaryota; Ciliophora; Oligohymenophorea; Peniculida; Parameciidae
Source: the annotation of a GenBank genome assembly